This is a messenger RNA of Mollisia scopiformis, 981 nucleotides long. RefSeq lists its product as uncharacterized. NCBI's taxonomy places the organism in Eukaryota, Fungi, Ascomycota, Leotiomycetes, Helotiales, Mollisiaceae. The transcript has a single exon. The record is from RefSeq and is a predicted model, not a curated record. Bases 369 to 923 code for a protein of 184 amino acids.
AAAGGUCGCUGGCACGGUUCCGGAAGCCCUCUCCUAUGCAACGAGCGUCGGGACUCCAUUGAAUGGUGUUUUGGGCACGAAGAAGGAAGAAACGAGGUCGAGUCGGUGAGGACACAAUGACUCAAACUCUGAAGGAGGAUUCGUGUUGAGGGGACGGGGUCGUGAAAACUCUGCAAAUUGACGGCAAGGUAGGAGCUGGGAACGACGAAACCAAGAGGCGGCAGAAUCAGAGCGAUAUUGCCAUUCUGAGAUGGAUGGGACGUGUGGGUAAUGGGUAAUGAUCGCAGUCUGGGAUGCCACAUCCAACAUCUGGGAUUGGGGGUCAGGGAGGAGGUGACUUGAGAUGCUAACGGCUAGGAGAAGGUGGAAUGGGGGGGGGGCCGGUGGGAGGAGGGCGCCGAGGGUGUGGAAGCAAAAAAGGUCAGCCACGGAUGAAAGAAGAAGUUCGAAAGGGUUCUGGCGUUCUGGUGGCUCGGGGAAGGAAGCAGAGUUUAGAGAUCAGACCCUCCCAGGCGAAGGAGUACAGUAGUGCGGUGUCAAGGAGGGACGGAGACGGACGGAGGAAACCAGUUGAGGCUACAUACGAGACGAGGAGGUGGAGAGGAGAAGGAGGAGGACGGGGAACGAGAACUCCAGGAGAGAAGAGACCAUGGCUAGGACUAGCACUAGCACCAGGACCAGGAUGCGAAGAAAGGUUUGGCGGCGCUGUUUGCUUCCGCGUGCAAGCACCAUGCCGGUCCGUCUUCCUCGCGUGUGUACGACGACGCCAACAAAUGAUGAUCCCAGUCUCCCACCAGCUUUGCCCUUCCAUAUUCCCAGUCUGGGCGGUCCAGUACUGUACAGUAGUCUCGCUCCCCCAUCCCAUUCACCUCACGAACCAUUUCAGCGGGACUGUUGAACACAGAUGUGCAAACCCACCGUAGCAAAGGGCCUAGCUCCAGGCCAAACAUGCGCUGGAGAUGCACUGUGCGGCCACUAAUG